Messenger RNA from Juglans regia (Persian walnut), 1363 nucleotides. Its product is annotated as transmembrane protein 184C-like. The coding region runs from base 225 to 1112 and encodes 295 amino acids. The record is from RefSeq and is a predicted model, not a curated record. Gene Ontology annotation, biological process: transport. Gene Ontology annotation, molecular function: transporter activity. The transcript has 5 exons. Lineage: Eukaryota; Viridiplantae; Streptophyta; Magnoliopsida; Fagales; Juglandaceae.
AGACUAGCAUUAUUCUUCUCCUUCUCUCCUUUCUCUCCAUCUCAAUCGCACUUCCCGAGGGCAGCUUUUCGCACCUUUAACUGGCUUCUUUUGGAUUUCGGACAUCACGCUACAACCUGAUAGCAAAAGCUUUUUGCAGUUGAUCCAAUCAAUUUGAUCCAAACUACCGAGAAGAAAACGAAUUUCAUAAAGUCUGAGUUUUGUUCUCAUCCCAUUGUGGAAUAAUGGAUAUAAGUACAAUGAACCCUGGACAACUGACUCACUUUGGAUCUGCAUUUUGUGUGAUGCUUACAAUGCACUUCACAGUACAGUUAUUGUCGCAACAUCUCUUUUUCUGGAAGAACCCAAAGGAGCAGAAGGCUAUUAUAAUUAUUAUCUUUAUGGCUCCCAUAUAUGCAAUUGACUCAUUUGUGGGUUUGUUAGAUAUCCGGGGAAGCAAAGCGUUCUUCAUGUUUUUGGACUCUAUUAAGGAAUGUUAUGAGGCUCUGGUGAUUGCUAAGUUCCUGGCUUUGAUGUAUAGUUACCUGAAUAUAUCUAUUAGCAAAAAUAUUGUGCCAGAUGGUAUUAAAGGAAGAGAAAUUCACCAUUCAUUUCCAAUGACUUUUUUCCAGCCUCAUGUUGUGCGACUGGAUCACCGUACCCUUAAGCUCCUCAAAUAUUGGACGUGGCAGUUUGUCAUCAUCCGCCCACUUUGUUCUAUCUUGAUGAUAACACUACAAAUACUUGGCAUGUACCCCAGUUGGUUGAGCUGGACAUUCACCUUCAUUCUAAACAUUUCAGUUUCACUGGCCUUAUAUUCUCUAGUUGUCUUUUACCAUGUGUUUGCAAAGGAACUUGAACCACACAAGCCACUUGCAAAGUUUCUGUGCAUCAAGGGGAUUGUCUUCUUCUGCUUUUGGCAGGGAGUUGUGCUUGAAGUACUAGCUGCAAUGGGUAUUAUUCGGUCUCAUCAUUUUUGGUUAGACGUGGAGCACAUUGAAGAAGCUAUACAGAAUGUGUUGAUAUGUUUGGAGAUGGUUGUGUUUUCUGUUCUCCAGCAAUAUGCGUACCAUGUUGCACCUUACAGUGGAGAAGUUGAAUCUAAGAUGAUAUUAAAUAAGAAGAACGAGUGAUUUGAAACAGCCCAAUAGGAAGUGGGAAACUAUAAAUUCAUCGAGCAUAGUGAUAUGGAUAUGGACUAUGGAGGUUAUGUUAUGUAGAGAAUAUCAUGUUCGUGGUUUGAAAGACGAGAUUUGUACCAAUAAUUUUGCUGCUUGACUGUUGUUAUAAUACUACCCCCUUGUCUGUUCUACUCAAAACUUUUAUUUUGAGCGAGUAUAAACUAUAAAGUCUAAUUAAAAUAAAUAAACAAAACAGUUUUACA